CUUAUUCUAGGCUCCUUCAGUCCAGUUCUAACUUCUAACCCUAAGUUUCCCCUAACUCCCUAUCACGGCAGCAAAGCGCCGCACGGCGGUCCUGCAGCACCCCACGGCGGCCCUACAGCUCCCCACGGUCCCCACUCGCCUCACCGGUCCUCACGUCACGCCCUCACCGUCACGGCCUGCAGCACCCCACUCGCCUCACCGGCCCGCACGCACGGACGCACCCUCAAUCGCCAUGGCUGAAGAAGCAGGUAUGUUUAUGGUUCCCCAAACGAUCGGCAGUGUUUUGUGUUGCAAAUGUGGUAUUCCAAUGGCACCAAAUUCUGCCAAUAUGUGUGUCAAGUGUUUGCGCUCCGAAGUUGACAUCACAGAAGGUCUGCAGAAGAAUGUGAUCAUAGUUCAUUGCCCUGAGUGUGACACCUACUUGCAGCCGCCGAGGACUUGGGUCAAAGCACAAUUGGAAUCGAAGGAGCUUUUGACUUUCUGCGUGAAGAGGCUGAAGAAUUUGAAUAAAGUAAGAUUGGUGCAUGCAGAGUUCAUUUGGACGGAACCCCAUUCCAAAAGGAUCAAGGUCAAAUUGAAAAUUCAGAAAGAGGUUCUUAAUGGAGCAAUACUUGAACAAUCGUAUGUGGUCGAGUUUGUUCAGCAAGAACAUAUGUGUGAAUCCUGUUCGAGGGUUCAGGCCAAUCCAGACCAGUGGGUUGCAGCCGUGCAACUGCGCCAGCAUGUUUCUCACAGGCGCACUUUCUUUUAUUUGGAGCAGCUGAUUCUGAAGCACGGUGCUGCUGCCACUGCCAUAAAGAUUAAGCAGAUGGAUCAAGGGAUUGACUUCUUUUUCUCAAACCGGAGUCAUGGUGUGAAAUUUGGGGAGUUCAUUGGUAAGGUUGCUCCAGUGAGGAGUCGUCAUGACAAACAGCUUGUUUCCCAUGAUAGUAAGAGUAAUAACUAUAAUUACAAGUACACUUUCUCAGUCGAAAUCUGCCCAAUAUGCCGUGAGGAUUUGAUCUGUUUGCCUCCGAAAGUCGCUGCUAGUAUGGGAAAUCUAGGGCCUCUUGUGAUUUGCACUAAAGUGACCAGCAGCAUUGCUUUGUUGGAUCCGUUCACCUUAAGGAUUUGUUUCUUGGAUGCUGAUCAAUAUUGGAGGGCGUCAUUCAAGUCUCUACUCACUAGCAGGCAGUUAGUGGAGUAUAUAGUGUUAGAUGUUGAGAGUGUUUCUUCUGAAGUUAAUGUUGGUGGCUCCAAGUAUGCUUUAGCGGAUGCACAAGUGGCCCGUGUUUCGGAUUUCGGGAAAAAUGAUACAAUUUUCUCCAUAAGAACGCAUCUAGGCCAUCUUUUGAACCCUGGUGAUUAUGCUCUUGGCUAUGACUUAUAUGGGGCUAACAGUAAUGACAGUGAACUAGAGAAGCACAAGGGUCUGAUCCUCCCAGAUGCAAUUUUGAUAAGGAAGAGCUAUGAAGAGAAGCGCCAGAAGAAGCGGGGGAAGCCUCGUGCCUGGAAGCUUAAAUCCCUUGACAUGGAAGUUGAUGAUAGAGCUAGAGGUGAUCCAGAGAAGAUUCAUUCUGAGUAUGAACAGUUCUUGAAAGAUCUGGAGGAGAACCCUGAUAUGAGAUUCAAUAUAUCAUUGUACCGUAAUAGAGAAUACCAGCCGUCAGAGAUGGCAUCUGUGACCGACGGAGAUGAUUUACCUUCUGUUCCACUAGAAGAGUUGCUUGCUGAUCUCGGUCUAAGCGAAGAGGAAGAUGAAGGUGAUGACAUGAGAGAGUGAUCAGAAGCUUUUGCUCUUACACAUAAUUUUCCUUUAUCUGAACUGUCUUUACCCUGUCUUCAUUUGCACUGUGGCCGGGCCUUGUUUGUUCUUCCAUUGCUAUCAAAGCUUUAAAGCUUUCUUUUCUUUUUUUCUUUUUUCUUUUUUUUUUCUUUUUUUUUUUUUUUUUUUUUUUUUUUUGUGAUUGUUUAUCUUGUAAAGGCGGUAUGUACUUUUAACAGUUAUUUUGAGUUGUUUCUAUUAGCCUUGUUUAAGUUUAAAAAGCCAUGGGAUUGUUAGUUUCUAUGGUGAUGAAAAGUAUAGA
This is a messenger RNA of Alnus glutinosa, 2066 nucleotides long. RefSeq lists its product as uncharacterized. Lineage: Eukaryota; Viridiplantae; Streptophyta; Magnoliopsida; Fagales; Betulaceae. The record is from RefSeq and is a predicted model, not a curated record. The coding region runs from base 233 to 1762 and encodes 509 amino acids. The transcript is spliced from 2 exons. Gene Ontology annotation, biological process: ribosomal large subunit export from nucleus. Gene Ontology annotation, molecular function: ribosomal large subunit binding. Gene Ontology annotation, cellular component: nucleus; cytoplasm.